AUGUCAUUUAAUAAGUCCAGGCAACGAAGUAGUGAUGGGUCAGAUGGGAAAAUGCAUGUAGCAGAACUCCAUGCUGUUCCUGGACUUACUUCUUUUGUUGAUGGAACUGCCCAUCUGCAUAAGACAGAAGACAAUAGGAAUGUACCUUCACUGAAAUGUGAAGUUAGUCGUGCUUGGAGUUUCAGUGCUGAAGUUGAGCAAAAUCAUGGCAGGAAGUCUGAGGAGGCUAUUCUUGAGAAAGAUUUUGAUACCUUUGUUGAUGCAUAUGGUAGUGGUUCAAGCACCAGAGUCACUCAGAUUCAGGAAGCCUGCACUGUUGAAUUAAAUGAUAACAGUGCAGAUGAAAAUCAACAAACAGUUGAAAGUGACAAAGAGAAAGGCAGCACAAUGAGAGAGGCUAUUCUUGAGAAAGAUUUUGAUACCUUUGUUGAUGCAUAUGGUAGUGGUUCGAGCACCAGAGUCACUCAGAUUCAGGAAGCCUGCACUGUUGAAUUAAAUGAUAACAGUGUAGAUGAAAAUCAACAAACAAUUGAAAGUGACAGCACAAUGAGACUCUCUUAUCUCUUUAUUGCACGUCACCGUUGGAGAUACCAUCGGCAAUGUGACGCUCAUGAUGCCGACACCACGUUGGCGUUGUGCGCAGCAAUGCGAUGUCCGCCCUCUACCAUUCCAGACCUCCUUGCCACAGUGGAUCUCACACAUCAAGCUGCCACCACCACUAUUAGCCCCAGGGAUUCGGCGUCUACGAACAACCCCAAUAUGCGGAUAACAGAUCUCGAAGAAGCCACCAGACCUAAUCUUCGAUACCGUCUAGUCAACCACAAAGUAUAG
Fraxinus pennsylvanica is the source of this 831-nucleotide messenger RNA. Lineage: Eukaryota; Viridiplantae; Streptophyta; Magnoliopsida; Lamiales; Oleaceae. The record is from the annotation of a GenBank genome assembly.